Molecule: messenger RNA, 903 nt
Organism: Striga hermonthica
Lineage: Eukaryota; Viridiplantae; Streptophyta; Magnoliopsida; Lamiales; Orobanchaceae
Source: the annotation of a GenBank genome assembly
AUGUUAUAUCUCGAUUUCCAAACAAAACUCGGCGGCCCCCCUCUCGCUGCCGCGGGUGGUGGUAACAUGGGCGGCGGCAAUCGAGGGUGGAGCGGCGGCGGCGGUGGUGGCGAAGAUUCCGACGAACCCAAGCCCGUAUCAGUUGAUGGGUUCGGGCCGGUUGGUGCUUUCAUCAACGGGUGGCGGUCUAGGGUAUUGGCUGACCCCCAAUUCCCGUUCAAGGUCCUCAUGGAGGAGUUGGUGGGCGUGAGCGCCUGUGUUCUCGGGGACAUGGCCUCUCGCCCCAAUUUCGGACUCAACGAGCUCGACUUUGUCUUCUCGACCCUCGUCGUUGGCUCCAUCAUGAAUUUCGUGCUCAUGUACCUAUUGGCCCCGACAAUGUCUGCCUCAGCCUCCACCCACACCUUGCCAUUCUUCUUCGCAGGCUCACCCACGAGCCACAUGUUCGAGCCCGGUCCGUACACCCUGCUCGGCAGGUUUGGCACGUUCAUUUACAAGGGUGCCGUUUUUGCCGCGGUUGGGUUCACGGCCGGGCUAGUGGGGACUGUCAUCUCCAACGGGCUGAUUGCAGUGAGGAAGAAAAUGGACCCGAGUUUGGAGACCCCGAAUAAGCCUCCGCCCACACUGCUGAACGCCGUGGCGUGGGCAGGCCACAUGGGCCUAAGCAGCAACCUGAGGUACCAGACGCUGAAUGGGAUUGAGUAUCUGCUGGGUAAAGGAUUCCCUCCGCUUCUUUUCAAGACAUCUGUUGUGGUCCUGAGGUGCGUGAACAAUAUUCUUGGGGGGAUGUCGUUUGUGGUCCUGGCCCGACUGACCGGGUCGCAGAGCGUGGAUGAGUUGGCUGAGGAAAAGGAAAAGCUGUUAACGGAUGAGCUGCAGGCAACAGAAACCAUUUCAAAGUGA